Molecule: messenger RNA, 672 nt
Organism: Trypanosoma grayi
Lineage: Eukaryota; Euglenozoa; Kinetoplastea; Trypanosomatida; Trypanosomatidae
Exons: 1
Coding region: 1-672 (223 amino acids)
Cellular component (GO): RNA polymerase III complex
Molecular function (GO): single-stranded DNA binding
Source: RefSeq, a predicted model, not a curated record
AUGUGCCGCGCUGAUGGCGAUAACGUGAUGAGCAACGACGGCACCGCCGCCACGUCGAUGGAGGGGCCGUACCGCUUUCACUACGAUGCCGCAGUGGAGGCGAUGCAGCGGGACUGCUGCGAGCGUCUGGUGUUCGCCCGGCAUGGGGUGCUCGGCGUGCGGCUCAUCAAGCUGCUGUUGCAGCACCACAACAUGGAGGACCGCAUGCUCGCGGAGGAGGCCAUCGCCACACUGCCCCGCACGCGCGAGGUGCUGCAUGCGAUGAUGCGAGACGGCUACGUGCGUCAGCAGGAGGUGCCAAAAAGUGGGGUCAUGAUGGACCGGCAGCCGAAGAACGCCGUGUUCCUGUGGAGUUGCAGCAUGGAGCGGGAGGUGCUGCCAACCGUGCGGGUGCAGGUUGCGAAGACCCUCCACAACACCCUCGUGCGGCUCUCAAUGGAGCGGCAGGCAGCGGCCAAUCAUGCAGCGGCAUCCUCUUCUUCCUCCACCAGUCCUGCUGCUGCUGCUGUGACAGUGACGGGCGAUGCGUCAGGGAUCCCGGCGGCGACAGGCACGCGACGAAUUACCGCGGAGAAUCUGGGCGAGACGCUGCGGCUCCAGCGUGCUGUUGUGGCUCUUGAGAGUUCCGCCUCCGCGCUGAUGCGAAUGAUGCUGGUGCUCGACUACUACUAA